AUGAUUGCCAGUUACAUGUACCAUGGAAGCUAUGAACCAUUUGAGCUGCCUCCUGAGGUUACCACAUCCAAUGUCAAAAGGAUGAUUGUGAGUCAUAAAAAGGUGAUUUUAUUCAAAAUCGAAGCUAAAAACCGAUGCUACAUCUUGCCAUCCACCAUGUCAAAGGAAAUCGCCUUCUCCAAAUUCUCAUUUGUAAACUCCGCACUCACCAAAGAGCUCCUUCUUGAUGUCGCCGACUAUGAAGGCGUUGAAUUCUGUGGAUCAACACCAGCCUACAUCCUGGAAAAGUCAACACCUCACCAGUAG
Caenorhabditis briggsae is the source of this 306-nucleotide messenger RNA. The coding region runs from base 1 to 306 and encodes 101 amino acids. Lineage: Eukaryota; Metazoa; Nematoda; Chromadorea; Rhabditida; Rhabditidae. The transcript is spliced from 3 exons. The record is from RefSeq and is a predicted model, not a curated record.